Molecule: messenger RNA, 2541 nt
Organism: Diachasma alloeum
Lineage: Eukaryota; Metazoa; Arthropoda; Insecta; Hymenoptera; Braconidae
Exons: 2
Coding region: 1-2541 (846 amino acids)
Molecular function (GO): catalytic activity
Source: RefSeq, a predicted model, not a curated record
AUGCGUGGUGGCGGGGUAGCUUUGUUCAUCAAUAACUGCUUCAGGGUCACAGUUCUCGCAUCCUCCUCUCAUGUGUGGACUAAAAGACCUGGUUUCCCCGAGUAUCUGUUCUGUGAAAUCUCCUGUCAUGGUGUCUUUUCAGUCUUUGUUGCAGUGGUAUAUAGGCCGCCACAUGGUCCUUUCUUCCAGGGUAAUGACUUCAUCUCCUCUCUGCAGGGGUUUCUUCAGGAUUAUAGCUCCAAGGUCAUCCUUGGGGAUUUCAAUGCUGGUCAGCUGUCCAUGAGUAACCCUGAUGCGGCUCUGGUGCGUUCGCUCUGCUCCAAUUUUUCUCUGAGCCUUGUGCCGCACGGUGCCACUCAUCAUACUCAUGGCUCAGACUCCUGGCUUGAUCUGUGCCUGAUUGAUCAUGAUGACACGUUUCUAUCCUACUGGAAGACAGAGGCCCGCUUUGUGGAUGGUCACGAUCUUAUCACUGCAACAAUACAGGCUGUCCUGCCUCGCCCAUCUGUGAGUAGGGACUUCACUUACAGGGAUUUUGCUGCUCUGGAUCUUGAUGUGCUAUUGUCGCAGCUUGCCGGGAGCGACUGGUCGGUGUUCGAUGGCCUGUCGUCUCCAGACGAAAUGACUGCAUGUCUGGGCNCGUUUCUAUCCUACUGGAAGACAGAGGCCCGCUUUGUGGAUGGUCACGAUCUUAUCACUGCAACAAUACAGGCUGUCCUGCCUCGCCCAUCUGUGAGUAGGGACUUCACUUACAGGGAUUUUGCUGCUCUGGAUCUUGAUGUGCUAUUGUCGCAGCUUGCCGGGAGCGACUGGUCGGUGUUCGAUGGCCUGUCGCCUCCAGAUGAAAUGACUGCAUGUCUGGGCGGUAAUCUUGGAGUCGCCAUGGACGCUGCUGUCCCGCUCAAGACGGUGAGGAAGUCCUCGAAGCGCAAGCCGUGGUUUACUGAUGGGAUCGUUGCUCUUGUAGCGGAGAGAGAUCGCCUGUACCGUAUAUACAAACGUACUCACUCUCAUCAGGCACACUUAACCUAUCGCACGGCUGGUGAUCGUGCUCAUCGUGAGGUUGAGGCGGCACGUCAACUUUUCUUCCAGCGAAGGCUGCAGCCUCUCUCUGACCCAUCGCUUAUCUGGAAGGAGCUCAGCAGGCUUGGUGUGGUGACUGGGAAUGACUCAAAUCCCGAUUUCGAUCCUGAUGUCUUGAAUCGUUGCUUUGCUGGAGUGUCCUUUGACGAGACGGAGCCUUCGCUGGAUGGGUUCUUGGACUCCGCUGAGCUAGGGGUCAUCCCUCCUGCCGUGGGUUUCUCCUUCAGGCCAGUCACUGCUGCUGCUAAAGGGACUGAUGGGGUUCCCAUGUCGGUGGUUGUGGCUGCCCUGCCGAUUCUAACACCUUAUCUAGUGAUGCUCUUUAACAUCUCUUUCGCUCGGUCCUGCUUUCCCUCUGAAUGGAGGAGGUCCCUUAUUGUUGCGCUUGGCAAGGUGAAAAACCCUGUGUCAUCUAAUGACUUCAGGCCGAUUGCCUUGCUCUGUUUCCACUCCAAGGUGCUGGAGAAACUUGCUUCCCAGCAAAUUUCCGGCUUCCUUGCUGAGCGCUUUAUUCUGGACUCCCUGCAGACGGGUUUUUGUCCAUUCAAUGGGACGCAGACGGCGCUAUUGAAACUGAUAGAUGACAUUAGGACGAGUAUUGAUAGACGACAGCCGACGAUGCUGCUGUUAUUCAAUUUCAGCAAGGCGUUCGAUUCCGCUACACUAGGCGGCGCGAGUGGCUGUUCAUCCUUCUGUCGUCUGAAUAAGGGAGUUCCGCAGGGAUCUGUUCUAGGUCCUCUGCUAUUGCUCCUGUUCAUUAAUGAUGUUGGUGUAAACUUAGGGCCUGGAGUUUGGCAUCUGAUAUAUGCUGAUGAUCUCCAGAUUUACCUGACCUUUCCACGUGAGGAGUUAGAGUAUGCCAUUCACCGCAUGAGCAAUGCUGCUAACCUUGUGACAGACUGGGCUAAUGCAAAUCGGCUGAAGCUGAAUGUGGCAAAGACGAAAGCCAUCAUUUUUGGCUCUAAUGUCUUCGUUAACGAUGUCUAUUCCUUGCCCGGUUUGUCUGUUAACGUUGGUGGCUCUGCAAUUCCGUUUGAUAUUUCCGUGCGCAGCCUGGGAGUGGUUCUGGAUAACAAGCUCUCUUGGAAGGGACAUGUGGCGCAUGUGACGCAGAGAGUUCACUCUGUCAUGUACCGCCUUCGGUUCUUUAGAGCCAGUACCACUCUGGGUCUGCGUAAACACCUCAUUCAGGCUUUGGCGUUCCCCCUGAUCGACUACUGCUGUCUCGUGUAUGAUGGUCUGUCUGGUGUACUUGCUACUGUGAUUCAGCGUCUCAUCAAUAUGACGGUUAGAUACAUCUUUGGGCUAAGGAGAGACGAGCACAUCACUCCCUAUCGUCUGCGGCUUGGCUGGACGACGUGUGAAGUGCGCAGGAAGUACUUCCUUGCGUGCCUCACUUACAAGAUCCUUCGCUUUGGUCAGCCGGUGUAUCUGGCUGACUUUUUUGUGGUCAGUUGA